AUGGAAUCCCGUACCAUCCUCGUGAGGGAUCUGAAGAAUUUUUUCGAACUGGAAAGACUCCCUCCGUGCGAUUCCACGGGUCGGUGCAGGAUACGUUUCCUCUCCUGCGGCAGAUCGCCGGUGGACAAGGAAUUCGUGCAGAAGAAGCUGGACUCGGCCCUGAAGGCGCAAGUGAGCCGAGCCCCCCCGACGGUCCACGACGCCACCUACGCCACGUUCUUGGACGUGGCCGUGCUUCGAUGCCUGUUCCUGCCCCAUUGGGUCGAGGACGGGGUCUUCUGGGCCCUCCAGUUCCUGUAUCAUCGGUUGCAGGAAGUGCAGGACGAGGAGGCUCGAAUGGGAAGCCCCAGGAAGCGCAGCAGUUCCCUCCCGCCCCCGACGCCCGAGCCGUUCGUAUUCGAAACAGGUCCGUUCUCUUUCAAGUCCCUCCAAACCUCUCCAGGCUCCUCCAACCUCUCCCCCCAGGCCCCUCCAGGCCCCUCCCAUCGAGACGGCAAUAACGAAUUCAUUCCCAUCGCAGAGGAGGAUGGCGAAAUCGAGGAAGGGCGACGAGACCAGGAAGAUGAAGAAAGGGCGAUCAGAGAAAGAGAAGAGAGAGAGAGAGAAAGAGACAGAGACAGAGACAAGGACAAGGACAAGGACAAGGACAAAGACAAAGACAAAGAUAGACGUUCAGAGAAGAAAAAACGACGGAACCCCGUAGAAGGCUUCAAGCAACUCCUGGAAUCGAAACUGAAGUCCUCCUCCGAACGCUCCCUGGUCCAAGUCGGUCACCACGACGGACUGCUGAGCCCCACGCUGCCGGUCCGCCCCCUCUCUGCCAUGGACGAGGCCCCGCCGUUCUUGCCCGGCCGCCUGAGCAAAGGCUCCAGCAUGCCAAGUCUGAGGUGA
Darwinula stevensoni is the source of this 891-nucleotide messenger RNA. Lineage: Eukaryota; Metazoa; Arthropoda; Ostracoda; Podocopida; Darwinulidae. The record is from the annotation of a GenBank genome assembly.